AUCGAUGUCACAUUUAUGUCGAUGAUAAAAAAUUCUGCAAUGGCAGGCAGCUCGAAAGCAAAGGCGAUGUUUUGUAACAUAAUGUUUUCAAGAUAGCUAGACUUCCCUGGGAACUUUCCCACAUUAAUUGUUACUUUCUACAGUUAUCUGCUGUUAAAAUAUUUUUUUAAUAAUUUUGCAUUUGAUGGCAAUAUUUUAUGUUUUUGGGGUAGUUGGGGCAUGGAUGCUCUUGACCACAUGCUGACUGACCCCCUGGACCCCGGGGUGGGUAGCGACGGCCGCAUCAUGGAGGAGUGUCUGCUGGGGAACAGCCGAGUCAGCCUGCCGGAGGAUCUUCUGGAGGAUCCUGAGAUUUUCUUCUCCGUCCUGAGUGAGAGCACAUGGUCUAAUGUUUUGACGGAUCCCCAACGGCAGCGUCUUCGUCAGUUUCUUCCUCAAUUCCCUGACAACUGUGCCGCUCAGCAGGACAGUGUCAUCAGUGACCUUUUUAAUAAUAAGAACUUCCGCUUUGGAAACCCGUUGCACCUAGCACAGAAACUCUUCAGAGAUGGCUAUUUUAAUCCAGAGGUGGUAAGAUACCGGCAGCUCUGUGCCAAGUCCCAAAAGAAGAGGCAUCUCUACUCUCUGCAGCAGUAUUACCACAGGUUACUGAAACAGAUCCUCAUCUCCAGGAAGGAGCUGUUGGAGCAGGCUAGUCGUAGCGGCCCUGAUCUUGCGAUGAAGCGAAGAUAUCCCUCCCCGUCUCGUGGCGAGGCCCAGGAGCUGCGGGCCAGGCGGCGGUUUUACCGAAUAUUGAGGGAGGUGAAGAGCGAGUGUGGCGAUGGCACCUUGUCUUCUGAUGAUGAAGAUAUGGGCUCAUGGUCACCAGCUCCCCAAUCUCCCUCAUCCCCAACUCCCACAGUUUCCCUUAGAGUUCUUCCAACCCUCUCAACCCAAGACAUGAAGACCACAGAGAAGCUAGAGCUGAGGGAGAAGGACCUCAGGGGCCUACUAAGGAGGCACAGAGAGAAGCGAAGACGGCAGCCGGAUCACCCUGACCUAAUGACUGUGGACCUUCAUCUCGGUGACAUCAUGUCCAGGGUGAACAUAGGCAGGAAAGGCUCCAUAGCGGCGUUGUUUGAUCUAGCCGUGCCCAAGAAGAAAUUAAGGGAGGAGAAGAGAAAGAAGAAGAUCCGCACCAUUAAAAUGGAACCAGAGGAGCCAUGUGAUGUGCUGAUGCCUUCUGAGGGCCCCCCCCCGAGUCACACCGCUGCUGCCGCCAUUCCAGAGGCCCCUCUCCACCCCCCCGGGGUCAAAGAAGAACCUUUGGAAGAUGCGCAGGAUAGCCCUGCUGUGGUGGAGGAGAUCGCCGUCAGCUACUUCAACCUGCUGGAGGAGAUCCUGAAGAUGGAGGGCCAGGCUACCACCAGCAUGCUGGAAGAGAAAGUACAGCAAUGGCAAGUUUUGCCAGCCAGCACGCUCAACCCCUGGUUCUCAACUGCCCCCUGCUGGUCGGAGUUGGUUCUGCCCGCCCUUCAGUUUCUGGCAGGAGAAAGCAGAGCAGGUGUGAUGACCCUCCCCAGUGGCUUCUCCCCCCUUGUGGAGUUCAGGGAGCGAACGCAGCAGUGGAGGUGGAUGAGCCCCACCUCAGACGGCGAGAAGGACUUGAGUGCUCUUUGCCAGCUCUGGCUUGAAAACAAGGACCAGGUGGUUGUCAAGCAGGAGAGUGAGGAACCCGCCGAGCUGACCCCCCCCACACCCAGAGUGUGGACGGACUACGUAGUGAGGCCAAGCACUGGGGAGGAGAGACGCGUCUUUCAGGAGCAGGAGCAGCAGCGCUAUGACCAGCCGCACAAGGCAUUCACAUUCCGCAUGCAUGGCUUCGAGUCGGUGGUGGGGCCCGUCAAGGGGGUCUUCGACAAGGAGACAUCUCUCAAUAAGGCCCGCGAGCACUCCCUGUUGCGCUCAGACCGUCCGGCCUACGUGACCAUCCUGUCACUUGUGCGGGACGCAGCCGCCAGGCUUCCCAACGGGGAGGGCACUCGGGCCGAGAUCUGCGAGCUGCUGAAAGAUUCCCAGUUCCUCGCCCCUGAUGUCACCAGCGCUCAGGUCAACACAGUAGUGAGCGGCGCCCUUGAUCGGCUGCACUACGAGAAGGAUCCCUGCGUCAAGUAUGACAUCGGCCGCAAGCUGUGGAUCUACCUGCACCGCAACCGGAGCCAGGAGGAGUUUGAGCGGAUCCACCAAGCGCAGGCAGCGGCCGCCAAAGCGAAGAAAGCCCUGCAGCAGAAGCCCAAACCUGCGCCCAAGCCGAAGUCCAGUAAUAAGGAGGGGGGUGGCAAGGUGCCUGGGACCAGCGAGCCAGGCCAGGUGGUUCUGCCUGAUGGGGGGGCCGUACCUUCAGUCAGUCUCCCUCCCACCCCUACAACGCCAACGCCCAGCACCCCGGGCACCCCCAAAUCGCCCCUGGCCCCCACGGCCGGCACGCCCACCAAAACGGGAGUCCCUGACGCGGUCAGGCAAAGCCCCAGUGUCCUCCUGGUGUCCCCACCAUCCAUCCCGCAGCUGGGCACUCUCCUGUCCGCUGGCCAGUCCGCACAGCAGGCUCCGCAGGCCGCUGGGCCGCAGCCGGCAGCUCGAGUAGUGGCCCACCCAGGGCCGGGCUCCCUCUCGCAGGUGCGGGUGGUCACCACACAGCCCACCCUCAGCGCCUCCGCUGGGAGCCCUCAGGCCACGCUGGUGCAUCCUGGUCAGCACCAGAUCCGCGUGCCAGUCACCAUGACGCAUACGAAGGGGCUAGCGCAGGCUGUGGUGACCCUGCCCCUCCGAACGACCUCUAGUGGCAGCCCAGUGCAGGUGCAGGCAGCCCGUACCCAGGCAGGCCUCACUGUCACAGGCCUGGCCUCCGCCAUCGCCGUCAGCAAACCCCAGAGCAGCGCCCCCGGCAGUCCAGCCCACAGCACCUCGCCUGCCGCCGUCCUGCAAGGCGUCAACAGCCAGAACAUCAUCAAGCAGGUGGCCAUCACCAGCCAGCUGGGCGUCAAGCCUCAGGGCGGCGCCGGGAUUCCCCUGGCAGCCACCAACCUGCGCAUCCAAGGCAAAGACGUGCUGCGGCUGCCCCCCUCCUCCAUCACCACCGACGCCAAGGGCCAGACGGUGCUGCGCAUCACGCCGGACAUGAUGGCUACCCUCACCAAGUCGCCCGUCACCACCGUCAAGCUCACGCCCGACAUGCUGAGCGCCGCCGCGGGGGGGGGCAAGGGCAUCUCCCUGCACGUGGCCCCCUCGCACCCAUCGCCGCCGUCUUCCUCCACCCCCGCAGCCCCCCCCACUGACCUGCAGGCCAUCAAAGGGGGUCCCUCCUUGGUGAAGGUGCACCCCGAGCUGAAGGCGGGGGGGGACACGGCCAUCCGCCUGAUGCCGGCCCUCGCCGUCACGGUGGCUGACCAGAAGGGGCGGGGCUUCUCCACCGUCUCCUCCGACUCCAAGCCGGCCACCACCAUCCGCAUCAUGCCCGGCCUGGGCGUCAUCCCGCAGAAGCAGGGCCAGACCAUCGCCGUGACGACAACCACCACCGGCACCAAGCCGCCCAUGGUCACGUCUGGGGCUGCCACUGUCACUAUAGCGACCAGCGGGAUGGCCGGCGCCAAGGGUCUGACUAUGGGUCCGGCUGCGGGGGGGUCGCCCAUCUCCAUUGGCGCAGGCACUGCCACCGUUCGACAGGUGCCUGUAGGUGGCGCUGUGGUGUCCACUCAGGCGGGCAAGCUGCCUGCACGUAUCACGGUCCCCCUGUCUGUCUUGAGCCAGCCACUGAAGAGCAAGAGUGUGGUCACCACCCCCAUCAUAAAAGGCAACAUCAGCACCAACAUCAGCAGCCUGGGCAGGAACAUUAUCCUGACCACCAUGCCAGCGGGUGCCAAGCUCAUAGCCGGGAACAAGCCAGUCAGCUUUGUGACUGCGCAGCAGCUGCAGCAGCUGCAGCAGCAGGGGCAGGCCACGCAGGUGCGCAUUCAGACCGUUCCUGCACAGCAGCUGCAGCAAGGUGCCGCUGGCAGCUCCUCAAAGGCCCUGUCCACUGUCGUCGUCACCACUGCGCCGUCCCCAAAAAGGACGCCCGACCCCCAGUGAAAUGCGGAGACGCAACACAUGUGGCCACUAGAGGGCGACAGCGCGUGCCGCAGCAUGGCGUGCGCAGGAGGGCGGCUGCCAGGCUGGGAUGAUCUGCGACCGCAGACACGCAGCUGCGAAUCCCGCUCCAGCUGCCCGUCCAGUGUUUAGCUCGGCUCACUGGAGAGGACCUUCAGUUCAACACCUGCUUUACGAUAAAAGCAUCUUCCAUACUGGAGCAAAGGACUUUUUGUACAGUUUGGUUAUGUUUCUGUACUGUAUAGCAGUCUUUUGUUUGUUUUUGUUUGCUUUUCUUGUUAGAAAAAGAAAAAAUAUUUGGGCUGACAUCAGAACACUUAUUAUGGUGUCAUCUCCUAGAUAGAAAGACCUCAGUUCUUCUGUAGAAUUCAUAAAUGCAUUUCCUCAUUAACCGGGUUCCUGUGAAUGAUGUAAGGAUAGUGUCCCAUUUCAGUAAAGAGAAAACAGAGGAUACUUACCAACAGUCAUACUUUGGAUAAAGAUGUAAGCUCUAAUUGAGAUUAAAUUUUGUCAGGAAUAAAUAACUGACAAAUGACAUAAUGAAAGGUUCACAAACAAAAAGAAUUGAGGUUUUAAGCUAUAAUAUAUUGUCAGCUGGGGUAUGUUGUACUGAACCAGUCACUAUUUGACUCUGUAUAGCUGUGUAAUAAUUUUUUUUCCCCCGGCAUUUUUUUUGCACCUCACUUUUAAAUAAAUAUGAAAGGACAGAUUUUUGAGUGUUUUUUUUUUUUGUUCUUUUUAACCUUAAUCUUGUUUUAUGGCAUGUCUGCUGAAAAAGUUGUUUGCUAUGUUAGUAAGGUGAGAAGAAACAAUGCAGUACAAUGCAGACCAGUAAUGUCCCUGAGUCCAUAGUUACAAACCCAGUGGUUCUCUUUUCUACAUGUUUUCAAGCACAGUUUCUAUACAUCUAUGCAAAUUGCACCUCUGAUUUGCAGUCACUGCAUAUACCAUGAAACAUGCUGAAAUGUGUAAAAUUGCUUCUCUAGACCAGAAUAAUGCUCCUUUAUCUUACGUGAAAUUUUAACGUGCUUUUUAGCGACGUGUUAUGCAAUAAGCACAGUGUGAUCCAUCUCUCCAGGGUCACAGCAAGAGUUACGUGUCGCCUAUUUACUUUUAUAGUCACGUUGUUUCUGCUUCUGCACUGUAUUCAUAAAAAUACAAAUCCGGUCCUUCCCGUUUUAUGGCUGCGGCCUGACGAAAGCUUAACCUUGAAACAAUACAGGCACCCUGUCAGUU
Paramormyrops kingsleyae is the source of this 5361-nucleotide messenger RNA. It is a transcript of the gene nfrkb, whose product is annotated as nuclear factor related to kappaB binding protein. The record is from RefSeq and is a predicted model, not a curated record. Gene Ontology annotation, cellular component: Ino80 complex. Lineage: Eukaryota; Metazoa; Chordata; Actinopteri; Osteoglossiformes; Mormyridae. Gene Ontology annotation, molecular function: protease binding.